AUGGCCCAGAUGAGAGCCCCUGUGAUUGUACUGCUGGUGCUACUGGCUUUGGGGCUCUUUGCUAAGGAAACUUCUGCAGCUAAACAACCACGGCAUAGGAGAGGAUGCUGUGAGAGUUAUACUCUUCGUAAAAUACCUUUCGCAGUUAUCGAAGGCUAUACACUACAGACCAUAUCAGAAACCUGCCGUAUCUUUGCCAUCAGGUUCCACACUGAAAAGGGUAAGGAUGUGUGUGCAGACCCUGACAAGAACUGGGUGAAAGAGCACGUCACCCGACUGGGGACCAAAGCGGCUCACAUCAAGACCUCACAGGCCAAAUCCAACAAUGUCAUCACAACUAUCAGAGGGGGACUCAGGAUAUAA
Salvelinus namaycush (lake trout) is the source of this 363-nucleotide messenger RNA. RefSeq names its product C-C motif chemokine 20-like. The record is from RefSeq and is a predicted model, not a curated record. Bases 1 to 363 code for a protein of 120 amino acids. NCBI's taxonomy places the organism in Eukaryota, Metazoa, Chordata, Actinopteri, Salmoniformes, Salmonidae. Gene Ontology annotation, molecular function: chemokine activity; CCR chemokine receptor binding. The transcript is spliced from 4 exons. Gene Ontology annotation, cellular component: extracellular region. Gene Ontology annotation, biological process: neutrophil chemotaxis; cellular response to tumor necrosis factor; cellular response to interleukin-1.